CGCAUGGAAUCACAUUUAGAAUUCAAAUCAGCGUGAAAGAACUACUGGAUACAGAUGUACUUUUAAAGCUGUUAUUUCAUUUACCAGUCAAUUAUCCAUCAACUCUACCAGAUAUUUCUGUUAACUCAGACCAGCUUACAAGGGCCCAGUGUAUGGACGUGAAAGAUAAAUUACUUGAACAAGCAAAGCAGCAUAUUUCUGAACCCAUGGUGCACGAUCUGAUUCUUUGGAUACAGCAGCAUCUGAAAUGUGUCAUUAAGCAAUCAGCAACAGUUUGCAAUGAAAAUACUUUUUCAAAAGGAUCAAGUAGAGAGGAUGGUAUCUGGAUGCUCCUUUUGCAUUUAGAUCAUAUGAGAGCGAAGGCAAAAUAUGUUAAAACUGUGGAAAAAUGGACUUCAGAUCUAAGGCUGACUGGAAGACUGAUGUUCAUGGGCAAGAUAAUAUUGAUUCUUCUUCAGGGUGACAGGAACAACAUUAAGGAGUACUUGAUUCUUCAAAAAACUUCUAAGGUAGAUGUGAACUCAAGUGGAAAGAAAUGCAAAGAGAAAAUGAUUAGUGUACUGUGUGAGACAAAAGUACAGUCACAGCAUAAAAGGUUUGAGAUGUUUGAAGUCAAACAGUAUUCAACGCUGGAUGAGCUACAAGAGGAAUUUGAAACUGCAGGACUUACAGCUCUUUUCUCCGAGUUUGUGCCUCCUCUCCUAAAAUAAAAUUCAAAGAAAAUACUGGAGUAGUUAAUAACUAGAAAACAAGUAGAAAAUAAAGGAGUAGUUGACUGCAGAUGCUGAUGGAAGAUAAAAUGACUAAUUUGGCAAACAACGUU
Eurypyga helias (sunbittern) is the source of this 823-nucleotide messenger RNA. It is a transcript of the gene RWDD3, whose product is annotated as RWD domain containing 3. Bases 153 to 710 code for a protein of 185 amino acids. The record is from RefSeq and is a predicted model, not a curated record. Gene Ontology annotation, biological process: positive regulation of hypoxia-inducible factor-1alpha signaling pathway; positive regulation of protein sumoylation. NCBI's taxonomy places the organism in Eukaryota, Metazoa, Chordata, Aves, Eurypygiformes, Eurypygidae. The transcript is spliced from 3 exons.